CAUCACAUGGACACACAGAGAACACCAGCACUGACACAGUGUACUGAGAAAUAAAUCAGUCAUAAGAGAGCGAGCAGCCUUCAGACGGACACAAACCAGUGACACCAGGGUUAAUCCAGGGGCAAAGAUGUCUGACUGUGCAUCAGAAGAGUCAGAGUUACCUGCUAACCACACAGGGCCUAAAGGUGUAAUUAAUGACUGGCGGAGGUUUAAAUUGGACACCGUAGAUCAGACUGUCCCACAAAGCAAGCGACAGCUCCUCAGGCAAAUGUCCAGUCCACAAGAUGACGAUAAAGAGCGAGCCAACAGAAAGAUGAGUGUUCAGGAGUAUGAGAUGAUCCAAACGGAGGAUGAACAGUGCCUGAAACGCUACAGAAAACAAUGUAUGCAGGAAAUGCAUGAGCGCCUGAGUUUUGGACCCAGGUUUGAAUCAGUCCAUGAACUUGAGAGUGGAGAGGCUUUUCUGGAAGUUAUUGAAAAGGAACAUCGGCUGACCGUUGUAGUGGUCCACAUCUACCAGCACGGUGUGAAAGACUGUGAACAGCUGAACUCGUGUCUGGACUGUCUGGCUUCAGAGUAUUCCAGCGUUAAAUUCUGCCGCAUUGACGCUGUGGCCACAGGUGCUUCUGAGCGCUUCUCCUCUGAGGUUCUUCCUGCUCUGCUGGUGUACAAAGCCGGAGAAUUACUUGGUAACUUCCUCUCUGUUACCAAACAUUUCAACGAAGAGUUCUUUGCUACAGAUGUGGAGUCAUUUCUUAAUGAGUAUGGACUGUUACCUGAGAAGGAGUUCACAGUGUGUGUUGACGAUGAAGAUGAGGGAGGACAGGUGGAGUAAGAGGAGGACAAGGAUUGAGGAAAGAAGAGGGAAAAGGACCAGUGGAACAAACACAGGAAGGGGAUAGCAGAUAAAGGUCCAGAGAGGAGGGCAGGAGAAGAGCAGGAAUGGAGACACUAGAAAAUUGAUAGACUAAAUGAAUAUCCAGACUGAAUAUUGGUGAUUUAGUUGUACUCACAAUUCCCCAGUUAUGAAUAGAAAUUUAAAUUGUUUCACCCCCUGAAGUCGUAAUUAAAAACUUGUCAACUUGUUUAAACGACACGAGUUCACAUCCAAGAUGGCUGCUCAGAGCAUUAACAGUAGUAAAAUUGGACGUUUUUACU
This is a messenger RNA of Thalassophryne amazonica, 1158 nucleotides long. RefSeq names its product phosducin-like. The record is from RefSeq and is a predicted model, not a curated record. Gene Ontology annotation, biological process: regulation of G protein-coupled receptor signaling pathway. The coding region runs from base 128 to 835 and encodes 235 amino acids. The transcript has 6 exons. Lineage: Eukaryota; Metazoa; Chordata; Actinopteri; Batrachoidiformes; Batrachoididae.